Diorhabda sublineata is the source of this 3780-nucleotide messenger RNA. RefSeq names its product arrestin domain-containing protein 3-like. The record is from RefSeq and is a predicted model, not a curated record. Bases 115 to 1218 code for a protein of 367 amino acids. Gene Ontology annotation, cellular component: cytoplasm. The transcript has 10 exons. Gene Ontology annotation, biological process: protein transport. NCBI's taxonomy places the organism in Eukaryota, Metazoa, Arthropoda, Insecta, Coleoptera, Chrysomelidae.
CCUAAACGUGACAAUUCUAUUUUCUACCAAAUGUUCAAAUUUUACUGGCACAGUUUAUAUCGAUAAUUUUCUAUCUACACCAGAUUUAUAUAAUAUUCUCUGUUAACAACAAUCAUGGAUUAUAUCAGAGAAUUCGACAUACAACUCGAACGUGAAUAUUAUUACGCCGGAGAGACAGUUAAAGGUCACGUGGUGUUGGAUACAGUGGAAAAUUUCAAAUUGAGAAGUAUUAGAGUCAUUUUGAGAGGAAAGGCACACGCCGAAUGGAAAGUUUUACUUUCUGGAGAUAGAAGAACGGUAAAAGAUGAUCAAAUAUUUGUCGAUGAAAGGCAAAUAAUAUGGGGGGAAAAUAAUUUAGAAUCGACGAUACCAAUUCUUCCUAGAGGGGUACAUAAAUUUCCAUUUAAAUUUUCCUUACCAGAAUCAAAUUUACCCUGUUCAUUCGAAAGCAAAUCGUGUUACAUUCGAUAUUUUUUUAAAGUAACAAUCGAUAUUCCGUACGCGAGUCCACCGCAAGGCAUUAAAUAUUUCACGGUAAUUGGACCACACAUAGAUUGUAUGGAAGAACAAUAUCUGAAACCUAUAGUAUUGGAAAACCGUAAAUCUAUGUGUUGUUGGUGCUGUAAAAAAGGUACCAUCAGUUUGAGGUGCGUAUUAGCACGAUCCGCUUACGUAUGCAAGGAAAGCAUAAAGCUCAAAGUGACAAUCGACAAUCAAGGUGAAGAAGAAGUAAAACUUAGAGUUAAAUUGGAACAAGUCUGUGAAUUUUUUAUAGACAGGGGUGUUUUGGGUGUAAGCAAAGAUAUUAAACAUCUAAUAUUCGAAUACGGCGGAUGCCACGUAAAACCGCACACACGAAAUAAAUGGGACAGCUCAAAUUGUUUAGUGAUACCACCGUUGCCUACUACUCUAGUACAUAUUUGUCGAUUAGUCCAAAUUUACUAUUUGUUAACAGUUUACUUGGACACUGACAAAGAAUUCGAUAUUUUACAAGUCAGUUGCCCUAUCACAAUAGGUACAGUCCCGUUCAGAAUUCCGAAUACAAAUAAAAAACCGACCAUCAAAUAUGAACAUGCUUGUCCAGUAGUGGAAGGUGGAAUGUACUUAGCUCCGGAAUUUCUUUUAGGACAAGUUUACGAUGGAAAUGAACAUCAUUUAAAGGAUCCCUUGAUUCUCUAUAAACCCUUAUACGUGACAGUUGACAAGUCUGACAAUUAAUUAGUUCGGAAUGUUGGGUGAAUGCAAUAACUAUUAAUGUGUAUUUUUUAAAUUUUUAAAAAAGCAAAAAUAAUUACCUUUACAGGGUAUUACCUCAAUUUAUUUUUAUCGCCAUUAAGACUGAAAAAUGACAAAUUUGUAGAUGAUUUUUCCAAAUUCUUCUAAUGCGUAGUUAAGAACGGGUUUUUUUGUUUUUUAUUAAAUUUAUGAAGCCAUUUUUAAAUUCAUAAAAGUACAAAAUCAUUCGAGUGAAAAUUACGAUUAAUGCAAAAGUUUUAUCAAUAUUUAUUUCAGUUUGAGGUAUAAAUAUAAUUUUUAUACUUCACAAUUCACGAAAAAAUUCAUUACUUAAUACCAAAACUUUCCAAACAAUUCUAAAUACCGAAAUUAAAUCAACAGACGCAAAAUAACCUGCAUCUUGACUUUUUUAUAUUAAGAAAAUAUUUAAUAAUAUUAAUUAAUUUAAUUAAAAAUAUUUAAUAAUGUAAAAUUUUUAACAGUGUAGAAUGAGGUAAGUACCUUUGGCCUAAUACAGGUAACAAUGUGUUAGAAACCCAGACAAAAGAUACUACGUCAUAUUUUAUCAAUAUGAAGUUUUUAUCAAUUGAUUAUUCUUUCACUCGCAAAUGAUUUAAACGAGUAAAAUCAACAGAUGACAUCAGUGACGUAUCAUAAAAUGUUUUAUAACCAAUCAAAAAUAUAGAAUAUUAAAAAAUGUAAUAUAUAUGCAUUGAUUGUUUAUUGAAUAGUUCAAAUUGGAAAAAAAUUGAUAUAAAAAUAUUUUCUUAACAAUAAACAUAGUUUAUGGAAAUAGGCAACGUACAACGUUACUAAUAUUGCCAUUUUUUCAAGGCAAAUUAUUGAUACUUUUGUAAUUUUUAUCUUUAUCAAGAUGACUGUAACAGCUGUCAAAAUUAUAAUGACAGUUAUUAUUUAAGCUCAACGAUUAAAGUUUCUAUCACAUUGUGGCUCUUGGUCAUCUCAAAUUAAACGUGUUUUACAACCUUAUUAUAAUAUCUAGUGCCAAAACAAAUUUUAUCUAUACAUAUUCAAAACAAUUUAAUCAAUUUUCAUAAUAUUACACUUACAUUUUAAUCUUAAUAGCGUGAAAUAGACAUAAAUGCACAAAUACGGUGUACAUUUCAAAAUAUAUAAAUCUUCCAAGACCAAUGUUAGUCAUAAGUUGUGUUCUUCCGCAAUUAAAGUGGAGAAAUUUAGUUUGAAUCAAAUAUUUCGAAAGAUAAGACAUUGCUAUGUCCUGAUGAGACCCAAAGAGAUCAAAACCAGUCGACGAAUAUUAAUAUAGAUACAAUGUAUGUUGGAAUUUUAUUUCGAAAUCGUUAUUUUCGACACAAACCGAAGUGAUUGAUGUUUAGAAAUUUUUUAUAUAUAUUAUGUCAAUUGUUAAAUAAGGGAGAAAAGCUCAAUAAAAGUAGGAAAUAGCUAAAACCAUUGCCACAAGAAUUUAAUAUCGUGAAUUGAGGGAAAGUCUAGAACAGUGAUUAUCAGUUUUUUAAUUAUUGUUCAUUUAAUUCUCUAUGUGGGUAAAUAUUUUAUACAAAUCUACUAUACGUAUGAUCAAAAAAUAUCAAAAUAAUGUUGGAGCAGUAAACAAAUGAUGAUAUUUACUAGAAUCUUCCAUUUUUUAUCGAUUUGGCAACAUAGCAUGAUCAUAAUGUAUGGCGUAUGGAGCACAGAAUCAUUAUUUCGUGUUCUAUGGUUUGUGUUUCCAUUAUUACUUUAAGUUAGCUAUACUGGAUUUCCAAACAACUGUAUAUUUAGUAGUCUAAUACAGUGAACAUAUAUUAAUGAUUUCAUUUUAUAUUGGAAGUACAAUAAAUAUCAAAAUAAUGAUGAAAUAAUACGUUAUUUACUGGAAGUUUGCCAUUUUUUAUCGAUUUGGCAGCAUAGCAUUGUAUUUUAUUGCGUAUGGAUCACAGAAUCAAUAUAUUGUGCUCUAUGGUUUGUAGUUGUUGAUUGCUUUCAUAUUAAAUCACAGAAAACUGGAUUACAAGCAAUGAAGGUUGAUUUUGUCAAAACCUGUAUUCUAUUAAUUUUGUCUAUGGUUUAAAUUAGUGAUGUUCGUAUUUAUUUUACAUCUGUUCCCGGCUUUUCCUAGUUAGAAGAAGAAAUAACUUUUCAUAUGAGUUUUAAAAAAAAUUAAUUAAUAUAUAGAGUAAUUAUUAUACAAAAUUACGAUACAUGGCAACCCCGCUAGUUUGGAAAAAUUCAUAUUUUUUGCAAAUUAUUAUAUAUAAUAAAUACCUCAUUAUAAACAACCAAAUAUAAAAGCAAAAAUUUGCUAAAUCAACGGCAAUAAGUUCAGAAAAAAAACAUUGUGCUUGUCCUAACCCAAAAAUUUAAAUGCAUACUUUGAAAAUAUAGAAUGUGUUUUCAUAAUUGAUAGUUCUAUAGAAACGACUUAGUUAUUUGUUAAUAAUAUUCAUUUAUAAUUGUUUUGUAAUUUGGGUGUUGUUAAAUCUCAAUAUAAAAAAAAAUAUUUAAAUUGGAUGUAUAGAAAAUGAAUGUUUUAAAAUGUUUAUGAGAGUAGCCUAAAUCGGU